Messenger RNA from Branchiostoma floridae (Florida lancelet), 1493 nucleotides. RefSeq names its product regulator of G-protein signaling 3-like. The transcript has 13 exons. The record is from RefSeq and is a predicted model, not a curated record. Gene Ontology annotation, cellular component: nucleus; plasma membrane. Gene Ontology annotation, molecular function: protein binding. Gene Ontology annotation, biological process: signal transduction. Lineage: Eukaryota; Metazoa; Chordata; Leptocardii; Amphioxiformes; Branchiostomatidae. Bases 135 to 1493 code for a protein of 452 amino acids.
UACGAACCCCCCCUGUCACGUGACUUAUGUACACUUUGCCCAACGACCAAACAAGCCGAAUGGAGGCAGAUUUGAAACGCCUCAGCUUUUAAGUUGUUAGUGCUCACCAAGUCUGAACCAGAAGUGUUCCCAGGAUGGACGUGCCACAGAGUCCUGCCAAACGACCUCGGAGAGAACCACCUCCGUCUCGACCCAAACAGCGUAGAGCCUCUGGCAGGAGAAGCAUCGGGCCAUCAACUAGUGCCAGCGCGAGGAAAAAGGUCAUCGCUUCAAAGGUCGUCCACGCUUCAAGAGUUGUCCAUGCGCGAAAGACACGAACCGCGCUGUUCAAAUCUGCUGGUAACAAGAGGAAAAGGAGCGUGGUGAAUGAGGAUCAGAUCAAAGGCAAAGGACUGCUGAAGCUCGCAAUCUACAAGAACUCUGGAUUUGUGACAGUUCACAUCAUGCAGGGGAAAGGACUGAUGCCCAGAGAGAGAAAAGUCUGUGACUCCUAUGUCAAGCUGUCCCUGGUGCCAGACUGUGGUAGGAAGACCAGGUGUAAGACUGAGAUAAUCCAUGACACCAGGAAACCUAACUACCAGGAAACUUUCUCACUGGAGAUCAGCGAUGAAGAUGUUGGCAGACGCCUGCAGAUCGCUGUGUGGAACAGAGACAAGCAGAAGAAGUGCAGUGAGUUACUGGGCUGCAUGUCCUUCGGAGUGGACAGGAUGCUGGAUCAGACUAAGGUGGUGAACGGAUGGUACUACCUGCUGGACGAGAAGGUGGGCAUCCACAAGCACCUGAAGGCCGUCAACAAGAAAGACAAUAAGAAGACAGCUGCCAGGAGACCUACUUUAGCAUCUGCAGCCUCCGGCUCCACAGUAGGGAGUUUUCCCGAGUCAGGAGGGGAGGUGUUUAACCUGCCACCACCCAAGAUCAACCGAGAGGUGCAGUGGGAACAGCCACAGCAGAUCACGAUUCUGAAACAGUCUGGGAGCUACGGCUUCACCAUCUGCAGUGCCAACCCUGUGUGUGUCAAGUCUGUGGAUAAAGAAGGAGCUGCAGCCCGUACAUGUCUGAUGGAGGGGGACAGCAUCCUGCGCCUCAACGGCAUCAACGUCACCAUGGUUACUGCUGACCAACUGGCUGCACAAAUAAGGAGCUGUGAGGGCCCCGUCACCCUGCUGGUGCAGAGAUGCAAGCAGAGGUCAGAAGAUGACAGCAGUGGGAGAAAUGCUUCAUGUGCUUACAGUCAAGGGGAUGACAAUGUCUUUCAUGAAGAAGCAUCAGCUACAGCUAGCACCACAGCAGGCUCAGCAGAUAGCACCCAGUUCUCUCACACUGCGACUGGCGGCUCCCUUCUUGCGGACAGCACAACAGAACGGCUGGAGACUCCAGACUUCACAUGCACUCUGGAUCCACUGAUAUCUGACACAAGUUUCACUGCUGAGAUCAUAGCCAAUCUUAAUAAGAUCACCAUGGAUACACCUACCAAGGUUUGUUGGGAGGAGUGA